AUGCUGCCUCUGCCCCUGCUCAACGGCGACGAAGGCGGAGGAGACUUGACUAUGGAGGCAGAUUCGAUUACAUUGGGAGGGCGGUGGAUGUGGAUUUUGCCAGUGGAGGUUAUUAGCCCAAGACCUUUGUUGCAUGGGGAUGGUGAUGGCAUUGGCAGAGGAAGGAGGUAUAAAUUUGAGAGGACUCUGAGGAAGGAGUGA
This is a messenger RNA of Linum trigynum, 201 nucleotides long. Lineage: Eukaryota; Viridiplantae; Streptophyta; Magnoliopsida; Malpighiales; Linaceae. The record is from the annotation of a GenBank genome assembly.